This is a messenger RNA of Rotaria sordida, 1014 nucleotides long. The record is from the annotation of a GenBank genome assembly. NCBI's taxonomy places the organism in Eukaryota, Metazoa, Rotifera, Eurotatoria, Philodinida, Philodinidae.
AUGGCUGAAUCAAUGAGUGAUGAAGAUUCAGAUUUCAAUUUAUUUGAUUCAUCUGAAGAAACAAUAACUUCAUCACAAAUAGUUAUUGAUGAAACAAAUAAUAUUACUAUUGAUCAAAAUAUUGUAAAUAUGACUGCAGAAGAUGUAAAUAUUUUUCCUUCAUUAUCUCCUAUUAAUGAAGAUGAAAUAUCUAUUCAACCGGGCAAUUCUCAACCAUCACAGAUCGUCAACAGCCCUUUUGUAACAAAUGAUUUUGUAUUUAAUGGUCAACCACUAGAAUUAGAUAGACAUUGUGAUGAACCUGCUGUGAUAAUCCAAUAUGCUCCUAGUCCAAUUCAUUUAAAUACUGUUGGUUUUGAAAUAGAAUUGUCUUCAAUAAUUCAUAAUGUUACUGAUUAUAAUCAUAUCCCGUAUAAUAUGAUUAUGAAUCAUGAGCGUGAAACAGUGGCUGAACCUGUUCAACACGAAAAUUAUGAAAUUCAAAUAAUCAAUACAGAAAGUAUACCCAUUGAAACAGCAGAAAGCCCAGCUCACGUUGUACCUAUAGAUAAUGAAAUUCAUGUCUUUCCUAUUGAACAUAUUGAUAUUACUGGUCCAACUCAAGGUCAUAAUGUAAUUGAAGUAUCUCAAAUACAAUCGACUGUCAUUGUAUCUCCUGUUACAAUUGAUUCUACACAAGGUGAUAAUGCAGCAGAAGAAGUACAUCAGAUACAAAUAAUGUCAAAUACAAAUGUUCUUAACAGCAAUGGACAGAUUAAUCAACCAGAGAAUGAUCCACCUAUUACACUUAUUCCACCAGUGACUACACCAUCUUUGGAAGUUGCUGAUCCAAAUUCAACAGUUGCUUCUGUUGUUGAUAAUACUAAUGAAACAAUUAAUUUUUGUGCUCAAAUUCAAACACCAAUGUUAUUACCACGAACUAAUAAAAGGUCAAAUUCAUCGGAUGCAAUUGAUCAACUUAAAAAGACAUGUAUUCCUAGACGUGUAAAACGACAUCGAAGAUCAAUGUCAUAA